AUGGGCAACACAGCCUUGACCCCUUUGGUCCACCAGUACUGGGACCAGAAUCAGGACCCAGUCUUCUCAACGGCUGGGUAUGAGGUCAAAUUUAAGGACCUCAAGACUCUCCACAGAGCUGCCUACGAGGGCGACCUCUACGACAUGAUGGACCUGGUCCAUCUGAAAAGAAAUAAGUUAAAUGCAUAUGACAAGAAGAAGAGGAGUGCUUUGCAUUUGGCUUGCGUAAGAGGCUAUGCCAAGGUGUCCACUAUGUUGAUCGACAAGGACUGCGAUCUGAACAUCAGAGAUGCUGAAGAGAGGACACCUCUGAUAAAGGCCGUGCAAUGCGAGAGACGGCAGUGCGUCACUCUCCUCUUAGAACGUGGCGCAGAUCCCAACAUUACGGAUAUCCACGGUAACUGCGCUCUCCACUAUGCUGCCCACAGCGGCAAUGUAGAGAUUGCAACAAAACUCCUUGAACAUGGUGCCGCUACAGAGAUAAUGAACAAGAAAGACACCACACCACUCUUCCUUGCUCUGAAGGAAACCCAUUCAGAUGUGGCGGAACUUUUAAUUAAGCAUAAGGCAAAUAUACAUCUAGUUGAUGGAUGUAGGAGAACAGCGCUCAUGCUUGCUGUACUUUGUAAUUCGGAAAGCUUAGUGGAUCUUCUUUUGGAGCAGAAUAUUAAUGUCUUUGCGGAAGAUUUAUUGGACGGACUAUAG
Nycticebus coucang (slow loris) is the source of this 705-nucleotide messenger RNA. RefSeq names its product putative ankyrin repeat domain-containing protein 20A5. The coding region runs from base 1 to 705 and encodes 234 amino acids. Gene Ontology annotation, molecular function: protein binding. The record is from RefSeq and is a predicted model, not a curated record. The transcript is spliced from 5 exons. Lineage: Eukaryota; Metazoa; Chordata; Mammalia; Primates; Lorisidae.